GGCAGCGGCCGCCAUAUUGCGGGAGUGCUGGGGCCGGCACUGGUGACGGGCGGAGGCGGAGCGGGACCGGACCCGGUGGGCAGCAGACUAAUUACUGAUUGGACUUCAUGAGCAGAGAGCCCUGAGACUGCUGCACUCCCCAGCCCUGUUCCUUCCAGCAUGGACCAGGAUUAUGAGAGACGUCUGCUGCGCCAAAUCAACAUACAGAAUGAGAACACCAUGCCCUGUGUAGCAGAGAUGAGAAGGACCCUGACGCCUUCCAAUUCUCCAAUGUCAUCUCCCAGUAAACAUGGAGACAGAUUCAUUCCCUCGAGAGCUGGCGCCAACUGGAGCAUCAACUUCCACAGAAUAAAUGAAAAUGAAAAAUCACCAAGUCAGAACAGAAAAGCAAAGGAUGCUACGUCAGACAAUGGCAAAGAUGGCCUUGCUUAUUCUGCCCUGCUGAAGAACGAGCUCCUGGGAGCAGGGAUUGAGAAAGUGCAGGACCCACAGACAGAGGACAGGAGGUUGCAGCCUUCCACUCCGGAGAAGAAAUCUCUCUUCACUUAUUCCCUCAGCACCAAACGUUCCAGUCCAGACGAUGGCAAUGAGGUCUCACCGUAUUCCUUGUCUCCUGUCAGCAACAAAAGUCAGAAGCUGCUCAGGUCGCCUCGAAAACCAACUCGGAAGAUCUCCAAGAUUCCUUUCAAAGUGUUGGAUGCCCCAGAACUGCAGGAUGAUUUCUACCUGAACCUGGUGGACUGGUCCUCUCUGAACGUGCUCAGCGUUGGCCUCGGGACGUGUGUUUACCUAUGGAGUGCUUGCACCAGCCAGGUGACCCGGCUGUGUGAUCUCUCUGUGGAAGGAGACUCUGUGACGUCCGUGGGCUGGUCAGAACGGGGGACUCUGGUAGCUGUUGGCACUCACAAGGGCUUUGUACAGAUCUGGGAUGCGGCUGCAGGAAAAAAGCUCUCCAUGCUGGAGGGACACACAGCCAGAGUUGGGGCCCUGGCAUGGAACGCAGACCAGCUGUCUUCUGGGAGCAGAGACCGAAUGAUCCUCCAGAGGGACAUCAGGACCCCCCCCCUGCAGUCGGAGCGGCGGCUCCAGGGCCACAGGCAGGAGGUGUGCGGGCUCAAAUGGUCCACAGACCACCAGCUCCUGGCAUCUGGGGGGAAUGACAACAAGCUCCUCGUGUGGAACCAUUCCAGCCUGAGCCCCGUGCAGCAAUACACGGAGCACCUGGCUGCAGUGAAAGCCAUCGCCUGGUCUCCACACCAGCACGGCCUCCUCGCCUCCGGCGGCGGCACCGCGGACCGCUGCAUCCGCUUCUGGAACACGCUGACAGGGCAGCCCCUGCAGUGCAUCGACACCGGCUCCCAGGUGUGCAACCUGGCCUGGUCGAAGCACGCCAACGAGUUGGUGAGCACCCACGGCUACUCGCAGAACCAGAUCCUGGUCUGGAAAUACCCCUCCCUCACUCAAGUGGCCAAGCUGACGGGGCACUCGUACAGAGUCCUGUACCUGGCGAUGUCCCCAGAUGGGGAGGCCAUCGUGACAGGAGCUGGAGACGAAACCUUGCGGUUCUGGAACGUCUUCAGUAAAACUCGCUCCACGAAGGAGUCCGUAUCCGUUCUGAACCUCUUCACCAGGAUACGGUAAAACCCCCCCACGCUGCGGCCCAGGAGAGCCCAGCCUCACGCAGCAGGAUGGAACCACUGCUUUGGUGUGCAUGGGACCCCAGAGAGCAGCCGGGAGGGGAGGGAGCCCCGCUGGGCCUGGAGGACGGAGCCACAGGCACUGAUUAAACAGUGCUGGUGAACGGCGCUGGGACAGCGUUUGGCUGGGGCUGGGGGUGGGGGGUGGGAGGGAACUGCCCAAGGUUCAUGGAUUCGUCCUUUGUCGAAGGGGUGCGGGUGGAAGAGGUCGAAGCGGCGCCCUCCAACCCUUGUUUUUUCUUUUGUACUGGAGAAAACGUGUUUACAUGGAGCACUGAGAGCGGACCAAGGCCAUCCCAACUGCUGUGUUGUAAGCUCUUAGGAGAGACGAGAGUAUCCUUGCCCCUGUGGGGCAAUGCCCCGGCUGAGCCUUGGCCUCUCUGCUAUCUAAAGGCACUCGUUAGAGCCUGGGGUCCCCGUUGCACCAGAGAACCACUUAUUUCCUCCGAAUGAAGCAGGUACCGCAGUGCUGCUCCAUGAGGCUGCUGGGUUCUGGCCCGUUUACCAGCCCCUCCAAACCUAACUUAACAUCUUUGAAGAGGCUUCACCUCGGAGGGCAUGCGCUCAGAGCAGCUCCAAAUGGCUGUGGUGUGUUUUAGGCCAGUCCUUUAUUUAACAGAGAGGGGAAAGAAAACCAAACAAAAACAAAACAACCAAACACUGGCUUUCAAAAGCGAAGCGGUGUGCAGGCGGAGCUGCCCGGCUGCGUGCUGGGCUGGUUCCUGAGGACGGCCUCCCGAGGACAAAAGCAGUUGCGAUGAGCUUGAGAAACAAAACCACUCCUGUGGGGUCUGGUUUAUUUCAGAGGGAGCCCGGCCUCUUGUGGCUGGAAGGAAGGGGGGAAACGCCGCGCCGGGGUGAGAGGGGGGCUCUCUGUGUGAAGCCAGGCUGAAUUUGGUGCCCUUUUGUGUUUUGGUUUUUUUUUUUUUCCUUUCUGUUUUUUAAUCUCCUCGUCGAUGCCGGGGGACCUGUUGAUUUUCUUUGGUGUUGAAGCUGUGUGGAAGAGAGUCUGUGUCUGCGCCCGGGGUGCUGAGUGCCGCGGGCUGUGCUGCAAAGCGCUCACGUGUUGCUUUUAAUUUAAGGAGAAGCUGUUCUGCUUGCAGCAGCCUGUUCUGUCUCCCCGCGUCUGUGUGCCAACGCUGUGUCCUCCCUCCCGCAGCGCCUCUGCUGGCUGUUCCUCUCCUCGGCGUUUCCCUGGCUGUGUACAUAGACCUCGACCUGUUCCGUAGGCUGUAGGGGCAGCGCUUCUGUGGCUGCACGGCUGUGAGCCGCCGCCUCCAGCAGCCCCUCCUGUAUCACUGCGGUGUUGUUCUACAAACCCAUGUUGGCACAACCGCCCUGUUCUGGCAGCAGGAGCGCAGCACUCGGUUCGGGCUCUGACUGAAGGCCUCCCGAUGCAUCUUCCUUGAUUUAUUUUUUGUUUUUGGCACUGUUUAACGUGGUGGUGGAGCACGGAGUGGAUUUGAUGGGCACGGAUCCCAGCCAGCGCAGGUUGGGGGCUGCUUGGGUGUGGGGUGGGGGCUCAGCUGUUGUGUGGGAGCUGAGGGGGGCAGGGGGCGAGUGGGGCUGCGUGCCCUCAUGGAGCAGGGAAAAGAGGAAAGCCUUCAUCUGCGUUGUCUGUGAGCAGGGGGCAGCCCGGAGUCUGUGUGCCAGUCUGUGACCGUGUGGCGUUGUUAGAUAUACAGCAUCGUGUGGUGGGGAGGGGGGAAAGAAGAAAGAAAAAAAAGAGGAACAGAAACAAGUAUUGAGUUGUAACUUUUCCAUGUAAAGCGUUCUAACUGGCAUUAAACUAGUUGUGAAUUGACA
Messenger RNA from Centrocercus urophasianus (Greater sage-grouse), 3503 nucleotides. It is a transcript of the gene FZR1, whose product is annotated as fizzy and cell division cycle 20 related 1. Gene Ontology annotation, biological process: positive regulation of anaphase-promoting complex-dependent catabolic process; positive regulation of ubiquitin protein ligase activity; anaphase-promoting complex-dependent catabolic process. The record is from RefSeq and is a predicted model, not a curated record. Gene Ontology annotation, cellular component: anaphase-promoting complex. The transcript is spliced from 14 exons. The coding region runs from base 160 to 1641 and encodes 493 amino acids. Lineage: Eukaryota; Metazoa; Chordata; Aves; Galliformes; Phasianidae. Gene Ontology annotation, molecular function: anaphase-promoting complex binding; protein binding; ubiquitin ligase activator activity.